This is a messenger RNA of Dibothriocephalus latus, 603 nucleotides long. The record is from the annotation of a GenBank genome assembly. Lineage: Eukaryota; Metazoa; Platyhelminthes; Cestoda; Diphyllobothriidea; Diphyllobothriidae.
AUGAGUGUCUCUCAGUGCGCCUACCUCAUGUCUGUAUUCCGGUUAGAAUGUCUGCGUAUCGAGUACUCAGAUGAAAUGGAGGCUUUUCACAAGAUUUUCCAAUACCUUGAGGACUACACCAUACGCAUGGAUAAGUCAGAAAUGUGGACCUGCAUCAUGCAAGUCGCUGUUCAAGUUUUUCAACGUUAUCUUCAACGCCUCAGCAGUAUGCUGGCCAUCGUGGACAAUGUGCAGGAUCGUCAGCAGAUUCUGAGUGAUUUCGUUAAACGCUGUACCAGCGUAAUUGAGGAAGGCCUCAAGUGGGCACCGCAUCUAGUGCGCUCUCAUUUGGCGGAGUACACCCUGCAGAGGGAGCACUCUUGGCAGGGCUUGCGCCACCACACCGGUCUGGCCUUCGCCUCCGAACUGGUCUUCAACUACGCCGGUGCACACCGCUCGGGCACCUGCCUAGGCCCGGCGGCACUGGACAAGAGGCCAAACUGUGCGAAGCGGGACUACUCCAAUUUCCUCUGCACACUCACUUUGCGAAGCAGGUUUUUGGGACAGGUAGGUGGUGACUGCAUCAGUCCGCUUGUGGGCAUUGCAUUCCGUUUUAUUCUCUAG